Molecule: messenger RNA, 2172 nt
Organism: Epinephelus moara (kelp grouper)
Lineage: Eukaryota; Metazoa; Chordata; Actinopteri; Perciformes; Serranidae
Product: CMP-N-acetylneuraminate-beta-galactosamide-alpha-2,3-sialyltransferase 1-like
Exons: 8
Coding region: 298-996 (232 amino acids)
Molecular function (GO): beta-galactoside (CMP) alpha-2,3-sialyltransferase activity
Source: RefSeq, a predicted model, not a curated record
GACUCUUCAGCCUGCCAUUAAUCAGCUCAUUCAUUGUGUACAUCUCACGGGUUCUGUAAGGUGUUUCUUUUCUUGCCCCACCUUUUUUUUUAAAUCUAUUGUCAGACUGAACUUCCUUAAAGAGCGUCACACUGCUGAGAUGCUUUCAAGUGGAAAAACCAGAGCAGUCAUAUCCAUACUGUGCAUCGCAGCCGUUGGGCUGUUCUCUAGAUUUUCAUGGAAUUUAUCUGGAUUUUCCCUCAGCCGUCACAACUCAACUCUUUGUGCCUGUCGCAAAUGUUUACCAGAAACUGAUCCAUGGUUAAGGGAUCUUCUCAAGGCAGCCCCUCCAACCUUUCUGUCACGAAACUAUACACCCUCAGUGGUGGAUUUAAAAUGGCUGCAGAUGUUGUAAAACCCGGCCCUGUCCGCUGCAGGACUUGUGCUGUGGUGGGGAACUCUGGUAAUUUGAUAGGAUCACAGUAUGGACCUCGCAUAGAUAUGCACGAUAUCGUAAUAAGAAUGAACCAUGGCACUACUAAAGGCUACGAAACAGAUGUUGGGACCAAAACAACUCAUCAUGUAAUGUAUCCAGAGAGUGCUGUUAAUUUGGACGACACCACUCAUCUUGUGAUGUUUUCAUUCAAGAUGAGCGAUCUACUGUGGCUCCUCAAGAAAUUCGAUUCAGGGGACGACAGUUCUGUGAAGAGGAUAGCUAACAAGGAUCUGGUGAUGAUCCUCAAUCCAGCUUUCAUGAGAUAUGUUUAUGAAAUGUGGCUGGGAAAGAGGGGCAGCCAUCCAUCCACUGGAUUUCUCACUCUGGUUCUCAGCCUGCAGAUUUGUGAUGAGGUCAGCGUCUUUGGGUUUGGAGCAGAUAGAAAUGGAAACUGGAACCAUUACUUUGAAAUCCUCAGAAACAAAAACUGGAAAACUGGACCUCACGCAGGAAUGCAUGAAUAUAAUAUUAUUCAGCAACUGUACCAGAAGAAGAAAAUUGUUUUCUUUAAAGGAUUUUAAAUGGUCGGGAAGCUGCUGACACCGGGCGAGAGGCAGGGUACGCCAUCACAGGGCAGACACACCACCAUUCACACCUGCUUUCACACCUGUGGGUAACUCAGAGUCAACAGUUAACCUAAGCUGCAUGUUUCUGAAUUGUGGAAGGACGCUGACACGGGGAGAACAUGCAAACUCCACACAGAAGGACCUGAGUCAGUCAGCUCUUUUGACUUUGUGAUGUUUUUAUGUUUGAAGAAAAUAUGAAAAAAUAAGUAAACAAAAAGACUUGUCAUACACAGCAGGUGUGACUGAUAACACUGAUAAUGGCUGUGUUCCAUUUGGGUGUGUCAGUAUGAUGACUCUGGUAUCACGUCCAACAACAUACUGCAUACACAGCUAUUGAGUUACUGCCAUCAGAUACACCUGCGUGUUUGGUUUGUUGCAAUGUCAAGUUUUCAUGAAGAAUACGGUGAAAUUAAAAUCAAGGUUUCCUGACACUGAUGGCGACAUGCCCUGACUGUGUAAACAAUGAAGCCCAUUGGCUGCCAGACCUCUGAUAAUGCACUAAUGGGACCGGUUUUGUUGGUGUAGCAAGGUGUGUGCACAGCGCUUCUUCAUGGGACACUGAAAUACUUUUUUUAGAGAGGGAACGUGACAUCGCUGGCUUCAUCAAGUUAGGGAAAUUAUGCUCUGAAUACAUGCUUUCCUCAGACGUGACAGGACAUCUACAGAAAGUACCAUGCACCUGCAGGAUAGUUGGCACCUGAUGCCUGGUGGUUUUUAAAAGGCAUUUUGCUGUUGCUGCCUACUUUAUAAUGUCUGAUGGACACAUGCAAGGAAUGACAAGACGUUGAGGUGGAGCCAUCAGAUCAUUCCAAGCAUGGUUUCAGUGUGUGCGCAUCCAAGGGGUGGUGUUCUGUAGAUUCCUGUGACAAUGUUGACUUGAAUGUUGAAUAAUUUGGAGACUGUUUGGUGGACGUGGGGAGAGUUAAAUCACAAAGUUAAUUUAUUUAUCCAUGCAGUUAGCAUGAAUGAAGGUUGAAAAUACAAGGAUGAAGUGCUGGGCUGGUUAUUACUGUGAUUGUAUGGGGUUUUUUUCACUUUGUUUGCCACUUCUGCCAAACUGUAGCAGUGCUAAAUCUCAGGCACAGUGUUUUCUGUACAAAUGUAUUUAUGUUUUAUGUUGCCAUCUCCCCU